GGAGUGUUAGUGUUUCCUGUACCUUGACGGAGGUCUUCCACAGCAGCGCCUGCGUCUACACUUCCAACCGUGGAUGCUUCCAACUCGACCAGAAGCUGUAGACAGAACCGGGUGGGCGGGUUUCCUGGACUCACUGGUGGUCGCGUUUCAGGGUCUAUUGUUCCCGCAACAUCAGCUGUGCUGCGCAGCUGGCAGUAACAUAUCGAAGUUUGGAAUAUAUAGGCAACAUUUGUAUAAGGCUUUAAUUCUCCGCUACGAGGGAGGAUAAACAAGGAUGAGAUGAAACGUGAAUGUGUUAACACAGGAGCAUAAGAACAUAACCUAGAUGGUUUUUCUGGUUUAUACUUUAAACUAAGUAGAGACCUUUUAACUAAUAUACAACUGAGUGCUGCCGUAAAAGUAAAGCUCAUUACAAUAAAUAAAUAAAUAAAAAUACACCGUAUAUAAGAAUUUUGAAUGUUACUCAAAUGGUUGUCGUGCAACCGAGUAUGAUUAGAUUUGCCUUCUUUAAAGUCGUCCAACACUGUAGCCAGAAUAAAAUUGGAAUUGAUACUGUGCAUUUCAUACGAUGAAAUGUAACAUGGCUGGAAACCUUAAAGUAGAGAUUUAAAAAUUUUCUCUUUUUUUCGAAAUUUAUCUGUAUUUUUUUUAAUUUCUACGCAAAUUUUACAAGGGUCCCUCUCAAAUUUUAACUGAAAACGGUGCAACACUUCAAAUCGUCCUGCACAACAACGACGUAAUGACGUUCCUCCUCUAUCCUCGGGAAGCGCUCGGUUAAUGAUUUAAUAUGCACCUGCUGGCAAGGCGGAGCGUUAGUUUGAUAUUUAUUUUUGAACUGUGCGUGAGAUCCCGUGACUCUGGCGCACUUUUUUGCAUUUAAACUGUGUAAUGAUAGUUUGCAUUUAAAUACAAACUUUUAUUUUGUUCACCACUGACAUUUUGAUGUCUACUUCAAGGAUAUGGUCUUCAGUGAAAGUCAGUUAUUUAACAAUUAAAUCGUUUUAAAAACCACAAACUACUUGUCUGAAUAUAAAAUACAUUUUCUUAAACUCUCAUGUGUGUUCUAAUUUUUGUAUAGAGAAGUUUUAUCCCUUCUUUAUGAUUAACUUUAUCGUUCACUUGUCGUUACGGCACACAGCGUGACACAAAUUGAACCGUCUUCUUCGUCCGUUGGAGGGGGAGAGGGGCGUUGUCUGAAGUCGAAGCAGGCUGGUGUGUGCUGCUGUUGCCAGCGAAUGGACGUACAACAUGGACGACUUGCGGGACGUUCAAAUUUCCAAGAGGCACGGAAGCUCCAGGUCGAUAUCUUCGGCUGGUUCUGCGGUGGCAAUGGAGAUUAAACGGAAGAAAAUACGCCAGAGUACUUUAUUUCACCAAACAGAGGUACGGGCUGAGAGAAACUGAGUUGUACUUGUGUGUUUAGUCGUCAAAUCAGCAUAACAAUGACAGUUGGGUUGAUACUGGGAGAGGUUCAAAGUGCGACGACGCCAAUAGGCAAAUGUAUUUGAUUUUUAUUUCACCAACCGUCAAAACAGUUGUCUUUUUUUCUGUAAACUGGGCUUAAAUAACGUUUCUAACUGAAGUUCAUACACUGGCUCUCACUUACCGAGGAGGUUGAGGACAAAGCCAGCGAGUCGUCGACCUGCUGUCUUCGUCUUAACGUCUCAGUAGAAACUAUAGAGCUGUGUACUCUUUGCGCUGUUGAAUGUCCCUAAAAUAAUGCUUUUUUCUUUGCUCUAACACCACUUAAACUAAUAUCAUUUCAGACUAAAAGCCUAAAACGUCAACCGAGACUUCUGAACGACACCCAACAGAUAAUAGAGGAUAUGAAUUUGUUGUACAUACGACAGAUUUCUCAUAAGCAACAGGUGCAUAAUGCGGUGGGGAAAUUAAAAGGGAAAUGAUGAUGUUUGUAUCCAUAAAACAACUGUCAAUCUCUUUAAAGUAGUUUUUCUAAUUUGUCUAUCACCAGUAGAUAAGGUUUUAUUUUUGACCAAGAUUACUAUGUUUUCAAAUCCACUGAUAACAAACAUCAUCAUGCUCCUUUUGAUUUUAAAUAUGUUAACCAGACCAAACCAUAAUAGCAUUUUCCAUUAUACAUUCAUUCAUCCGCUUCAAAACUGUAUUUUUGUCAUCCAUAUUGCCAAUUAUCUAAAUCCAUUAUGCACUGUCAUUGUCCUUUCAUCUAACAUUCAUAGUUUGCUAAUAACACUCAAAACUUUCUCUAUUUUCACAAUAAACAGUUGCUUUUGAGUGAUGAGAGUAUAAUGACUGCAUGGCCUCGAUUCAUUUUCAAAACAUCAGCUUAUUGUCAAAUAAUUGGUGGUUGCAGUACCGCUGUUUAUUAUAAUUAAGCUAUAACUCUAUUUUGUAAAAGCAUAACACAAGCCUUGUUAUAUACGCCAAUAACACGGUUCAUUAGAGCCCCGAAAAUGGAGCAGGUUUCAGGUGAAUUUUCAAGUCAAACUAACAAGUGCCACAGUGCAGUGUUGGCAGAGUAUAAUGUUAGCAAAAUGAAUGUAAUCUUUGUUUUUCCACCAACAACAAAUAUAUAUUUUUUUAUAAUUUUUCUAGUGACAGGAGUUACUGAGUAUAGGCUGAUAUGCUCAUUCCAAAUUUUUGGUAUCAGGAAGAAAAGAAUUUUAUCAGAACAUUUCUUUUUACCACCAAGAGCAACUUCACUUUCAAACUCAGAAUUUUUGCAUUCCUCAUGUCUUGCAUAGCUUUAUUUUUAAGGACUUCUUGAGUUCAAAACAUCAACACACCAAUAAUAUUAUAUUUAUCUUAUGUUUAUUUAAAAUUUAUCCUCUCCAUCUCUGUCCAAGAACACUAACAUACAGGACAAGCUUGACUUUGAGAUGCGAAUGCGCGAGGGGGCCUAUAAGCUUCUCCUCGCCUGUAGUAAGAGAGAGCAGAUUCUCAAUGCCUCCAAGAACCUGCUGACCUGCAACGCCAGGAUCAAGGCUUAUCUCACACAGCUGCAGAAGAACAAAGAAGAUCAGGACAUGACUGGAACUGUUAAGAGGUGAGGAGCUGUGGGUUAACCGUUCUUAGGUGUUGAUUAUGUCAUAUACAAAGCUCUUGAAUCUCAAUCCCUGAUGACUCAGGACAGGAAAAUGCAUUUUCUUGAGAAGAGGUCUUGGUCUUGUUUCAGUGAAAUUUGAUGAACAGUUUGAUCACUUUUAAUCAUCAAUGAAAUAUUUUAUGUCAGUCUUUCAGAUCCAGCUUCAGAUGACCGCGUGCCCUGUAGUGGAACAGUUGCGAUGUCUGGUAAGACUGUUCAUUGCCUUCUCUUGAGUCAUAACUGGGAAGUAAAUGUGCAGAAUAUGACUCAUUAGUCCAAGAAAUUGAAAAAAUAUAAACUCAAUGGCUAAGUUAAAUUAUUUAGAUUGUUGUAUUUAUGCGAGAAAGACUCAAUUCAGAAGUGUAACCCCUUUGGUGUUGCUUUAACAAACCUAUCUCCUCAACUUUUGUGUAGGGCUGCGUAUUCCUUUGAUAUGGAGGGAUUCAGAUCACUUUAACAACAGAGGAAGUAAGUUUGUCCCAGCAGUGUUAACCUUUAUGCCCGUUGUUUAGUUUUUCCUUAUUUUUUCUUCUAAAAACUUGUGGGACAACAUUCACUUGGCAUUGCUUAUGAUUACAGGCUCUCGUCGAGUGGCGUUGUUCUGUCUGAUGCAGACUGGCUCAGAGGUGUUCGACACAGAGAUGGUGGUGGUGGACAGAUCAGUUACUGACGUGUGCUUUGAGGGAGUCACUCUUUUGUAAGUAAUUAUUAUGCAUGUCAAACUGGCAGAGUAAAAAUAUCUUGAGGAUUUACACUAAAAUAUGUUGUUAGAAUUUAGGAAUUAUGUACAUGACAAGCAGAAUAUGACUUUGAUUUGAGAGAUGUUGCUGUACACAAAAUAUAUACAUUCUUUGUUUUAUUUUUUUUUUUUUUGCAAAUCUUGUGCUUGAAAUGUCUAUCUUCUCUUACAGUAAAGAUGUAGAUCCUCUAUUUGAUCUGAGGGUGGAGCUGUGGAGCUGUGCUGUUGAGGAAGAGCUCACAUUGGUAAACACGCCAAAGAAGCUGGCCAAGAAGCUCCGCAACUCCUUGGGAAAGACAGCUGGAAAGAAGGUCUGCCCUCUGCUGGACAGUAAUGACCCGGACACCUUCCUGCAGUACAACCCCAUACCAACGUGAGUAUUAUCCCAUAAAAAAAACCCUUUACAGACUCUUGGCUCACCAUUUAAGCUUUUUGCAGCUGGGAACUAACUUGAUUAUGGCUUGUUGCUAGAAUAAAGGUUUCAGCUGCAGGCUCACAAACAGGAUUGUAAUGAAAUCAUGCUGAGUGAGCAUUGUAAUAAGGGUUAAACCAAUAUUUGGAUAAAAGAGCCUCAAGAAAUUCAUAGAUUUUUUUCUACCACAAUAUUGAACUUUCUGUUUUUCCAAAAAGCCUUUGAUGUUUGUGUCUGCAUUUUAUUUGUGUCCGCACAAACACGCAUUUUACAGCUUUCAGAGCAUUAAACACAUCUUUAUUAAACAUCUGCAAGUGAUAAAAACCACCUGUUCAGUGUGAGGAGAAACCAGUAUUGUCAUUAUUAUUGUUUGUUAUGUUAAGGGUUUAUUAUGGUGGAGGUUAGGAGUUGAGCAUUAACAUUUUGUGCUUAAGUUUUUAAAGUCAAGAAAUUAAAAGAGCUGAUGUUUUUUAUUUACAUAAUGCUAAAUUUUGUGCAUUUGUGUUUUUCUAUAUCAGAGGAGCCAAGUACAGCCUCCUUGCCUACACUACACUGUCUCUGCCUGAGGCUGAAGGCAGCUUUCAGUCACACUCCCUCAUUGUCCUUCAAAAUGGUAAGAAGGAACAAAAAUAUUAUUCUUGGGGAUGUAAACAGUUUAAGCUUUUUAGCUCCUGCUCUGAGUCGUCAUGGUGGUAAUGGUACAACAUAUUUACAUUAAGGAAAGCAGAAAGGUGAAACAGAUUAAUUUUGACUGAAAGAUUGAAGUUCGGCUUGGAUUUGUUUUUGUUCUCUUGUAGUAAAUGUACAAGGAAGUUAGUGUUCAGGCAUGUCUUUGUUACCCAGCUCUAUAUUUAGAUCUACCUGAGGUGUUAUGUACAUAUGUACAUAUGUCAAAUUCCUUUGUAACCGGUACACACAACAGCUUUCUCACGUGUAGGUGUAAAACUACAUCCUGUAACUAAAUGUUGUUGAAUUAUGUGUUUUAACUUUUUUACUUCUUUUUUCUUUUCUAAGUUCAUUUUUGGGAUACUUGAUCUUUUUUUAUCUCUUACUUAGAGAGACUUUUUGAGAAUUCAUCACUUGUGGCAUAUCACUGGUUUUUACAUAAGCCCCUUCUACCUUAAUCUCUACUCUUUUUUUUCCCCCCACAGCCGAGUGGUCAUCCUGGCUUCCACUUUAUGGUAACCUCUGCUGCCGGUUGGUGGCCCAACCUGCCUGCAUGACACAGAGCAUGAUGUCUGGCUACCUGAACCAGAAGGUGUGUUGACUGCUGAUAUAAAACAAUUCCUGGGGAUAACACCACAGCUCCUUCCUUAUUUGUUAUUCUGGUGAUUUAUAGCAAAGCGUGGAGGGGAUGUACCGCUGCUGCAGUCUUUUCUGUGUGCUGAGUGCCGGUCUUUUAUCCUGCUACUUCACCCCUGAAGAAAUAGAGGCUAAAGUGCAGCCCACUCUCAGUGUUCCCAUCAACAAAGUAAGACAGAGUCCAAACUUACUGUUCCACACUCCACUUUCUUUUGAGUGAAAUAAUCACUGCAAAGGAGUGAAAAAAUAAAUGCCGAUUACACCAGGAUUGUACUAACUCUAUCCAUAUUUGCAUUUUUGCAUUAAUCUUUUAUGCGCACUGUCUGAUUAGCAGAACUUUGUAUUAUAUAUAAUCCUCACAGUCAUUAUUAUUGAUUUAAACCACAUUAUUGAGUUUUUCAUAAUGUUUGCUGUAUCAACAAGAUGUCACAUUACUCAUGAUAUGCUUCUUGCAUCUCUGGCAUUUUACUGCUUAAUUUAUAUUCAUUCCCGCAAUCUCAGCAAUGUAGUUUUUGUGCAAUUUCUCCCCAAGCUCCCAUUUGUUCCUGUGGAUGUCAUUUCCAGCUGAUAGUAAGUGGUUGGGGUUGUUUCUGCAGGACACUCGGAUUCGUAUCAUGGAGAAGGAGUCGGGAGGCCAGAAGUCCAGGAGUCUGUCCAUCAUCAACCCUUCACCAGAGGGAUCUGAGACCCUUGUGUUUACCACAGAAACCAGAGAGGGGCUAGAGGACUGGCUGGAUGCUCUCAACCAGCACCUCUAUGAUCAAAGUAUGUGUCUGUGUUAACAGGGCUUUGUUAAUAUUAGUGCAAAGAUAACCCAUCAGUAUAAGUGGGCACAGAGCAGGAGUAUACUUCUUUUUCUACAAAGUAGGGCCUUUUAUGUGUUUGAGAUGAAUGGGGAUAUUAGUCUGUUUUGGGAAAGCUGUUCAGCUCAGUUCAGAAUAGAUGGUUUAACCUUUUAUCUGCAUCUCUGGUGGCUCUUCUUGUUUAUAACCAGGCCAGUGGCUACACUGCUGCAACCAGCUAAUGAAGAUUGAAGUUGCGUCACCACGGAAACCAUCUCUUUUCCUCACCAAGCAGGCUGACUCAGUUUACAAUGACCUCAGUAAGUGGAAUAAAUGGAACGAGUGGGUGAAUUGAGUAAGAUUGAGAUAAAUUAAUUGGUGGCUGCCAUUUUUUUUGGUAUGAUUUGAAUUUUUUUUUUUAAAUAAAUUGUGAGACGCAUAAAUGAAAAGUAAUUCUAUUUGUCAUGCAUAAUAGUUUCUAAAUUCAGUGCUGACAAAAAUUUAGUUAAAAGAAAAAAAUUAGAAGACUAGACUUUCCUCUUUUGUGGCAUUUUUAUUUUCCACCAACUCUUCAUCUAAUAAGGAAAAAACACAGACUCGGUGCUUUGGUUAACCAUUUAUCUUUUAAUUAUCUGAAUGUGUUAUCAUCCCAGUUUUCUUUUUUACUUGACAUGCAGGUAUAAAUUCACCUGGCAAAUUCGAGAGCAUCACAGACAUGAUCCACAACAAGAUCGAGGAGACAGACGGCCACUUUCUCAUUGGUCCUGAGGAGGAGAAGGAUGCACCUAAUUGGUCCACUCUGUUUGACGGGUCCCAUUCAGUGGUCGUACAGAGGAGCAUUCUCUCUAAGAGCAAGACCUCCACCCCUUGCUCAAGUCCUAAUCCAAGCACCAGCUCUACACCUAUCAGCAACAAGAAGCGCCGUGCCCCAGCCCCUCCCUCUGACAGACAACCCUAUGCUCCUCCCGUACGUCCAGUCAGACCUCCCCCACCCGCUCCCCUCGCUCAUCCUCCCCAAAACCAGGAGAAGGAAAACUCUGGCAUUUGUACAUCACGCCCGCCCACAAGGUCCAAAACUGGCCGACCAUCUCUGGACGCCAAAUUCUCCGCCAUCAUCCAGCAGCUCCAGAGGAACAAUUCAGGAGGUGCCGCAGCCAUCAGCCGCAAAAACGCUCCACUGGGCGUCCUCGAUGUACAACCUCAAAGUCAGCCUCUCCAGCAGCUGGAGUACCAGAGCCGCCACAUCCAAGCCACUGAGUACCCUGGUGAACACAACUUCUUCAGACCAAGUCACGGUCCUGUUCCUGCACCGAGGAGCAAACUGAGAAAAUCUUUCAGAGAGAGGAUGAACCUCUAAGCCUUUGACCACAACUAGAGUUCUCUCAUUUCUUAAACAAGUGUAAGAACUUUGAAACCUAGCUCAGAAAGAUUAAUAGAAUUAGAUACAGAAUAUAUAUUUGACUUUAACUCAGUCUUAACAAUGUGAUCAUAUUUUGUCAUUACUAUUGGUGUGGUACUAAACAUAUUAAAGAUAGUUGACAUCAAGACAUCUUCAAUGACAGAAGCAUCACUAUGGGCCAGAGGCGUUGCAUUAAGACUGACGACAAAUACUGUAAAAGAGUUCUUUUGAGCUGUGAGGACUUUUACAGCUUAUGAAAACAUGAGAGAAUAUGUGCUAAAGAUGUGACGAAACGCAGCUUUUGUUAUCUGCUGAGUGAAUCAUCUCCUGUGGAUGACUCUAUUUUAGGCUGAUGAAUAGGAGUGGGAGUCUACCUUCCAAAUUUAAUUUCCCAAAUUGUCAAACUAUUUCAUUCAACAUAAAAGAGAGUCAGGUGACGUGAUCACUCAGGAAAAGGUCGUCGCUGCGUCCAUCAUGAUAACCCAAACCCCAGUAGACACCUCCUGCCACAAUAUCAAUAACACAUUGAUGUAGCUCCAGCUCCAUUACUCUUUUAUAAACUUUCUCAUGUGCGGCUAACCCAUAGAUGAAUCUGAGAGCUGAAUGUUGGCUCGGGCUCUGCCGUCAUCAAUCCCAGUAAAAUGGAAAAGGCUUAUUUCUCAGCUCUGCCUCUGGAACAUGGAGUGAAGAAAGAGCCCUUGCAAAAGCACUCAAAUUGGAAUUGAUCCAUUGGCCGACUGUGAACGAGUCAUUCCUUUUGGAACUAUUGACUUAUUCCACUCACUGUGACAAUUUUAUGACCACUAGAGCUGAUUUUAAGGGAACAAAAUUUUAGAAGCAAUUGCAGGCACUAAUGUGACUUCUCCAUUUCUCAGAGGUCUUUAUAACAGAGUGACCUCGGUUUUCAGUGGUUACACAGUACGCUCAACAUAAUUUAACACUGCAGCAUAAUUGAAUGAAUGAGUCUUUUGAGUGGCUGAAAUAACGAAUGGCCUUGUUUUGUGUUUUUAAGCAUAUCCAUUACUGGAAACCACAAAAUAUUUUAACCACUUAACAAUCACAUGCUGAAGAAUGGCCUUCUUCAUAACACAGAGAAGUACAAAACAUCAGGAUACUUUCUCUGAAACUAUCUGGCAGUGCGAAGCAGUAUGGAGAAAGCUAUAAACCGAGUUUAUUUGAUCUCACCCUCUAAAUUCCUUUUAAUCAAGAAGGGAGGGUGAAGAAUUGGAGAGAGGAGGAUUACAGGAGGAUUUGGUUUAAGCUGUGAAAGAACUGAGAAUGGGUUGUUUAAAGGGGAUAGUGCUUAAUAUAAGCAGUGUUUUUAAAAUGUGGCUGCUCCUGUGAACUCAUAAUACAUUAGUCACUUUGAUGUCGGACGGUAUACACCUUGAAAACACAAGUUAAGGUAGAAGGGUUAGGCCUUGUGGUGUUAAUUUUUACUUAUGUUGAUUUGUUUACACAUUAUCAUAAUAACUGUACUAGAGCUCCUUUAUCCUCUGUCAACACUUUGACCAUUUCAAUUAAGUGUGCAAGAGACAAACAGCAUAUUACUACUUAUUACUGACAUUAUUGUGAAAAGUGGUCUUCUUGAAUAGUAUUUCAGAUUAACCCUAAAGCAGUUUACUGUAAUGGAAAUGUUUCUCCUGCAGAUACAAAGAUUUAUAGGCAGCAUGUGAUCUCGAUGUAGCAGCUGAACACAGACUGAAUGUUCUUAAUUUUGAUCGAAUCAACGAGCCUGUGUUUAUGUUUCUCAUGUUGUUUUGAAUGUUGAAGCUGCAUGGCAGCAAUUUAAACACCAGCAGUAGUUUCUACUUAUAUGUUAAGGUAAAAAUGUCCUGUUUUGAUUCAAUAGUACAAUGAUGUUUCAAUGUUCUAUUUAGCGAAUUAAUACUUUGACUGUAGGGGGCACUUUGUUUAUGUACUCGUAAGUAGGACUGCAUUAAUCUUGCACCAGUGCUGAAUAAUUUGUGUGUAGUGCAAUGUGAAAAAUAUGGUAGUUAUUUUUGUUUCCCAAUAAGUGCAAUUUCCUGCUCUCUCUCUCUCUCUUUCUCUUCACUGUUGUCUUGGAAGUUAACUGUAUUUUUUAUUCUCGCUGAUCUGCAAUAAAAUGUCCUACUUUCCA
Molecule: messenger RNA, 9820 nt
Organism: Xyrichtys novacula (pearly razorfish)
Lineage: Eukaryota; Metazoa; Chordata; Actinopteri; Labriformes; Labridae
Source: the annotation of a GenBank genome assembly